GCCUCCUACUCAGUGUCAGUGGUCCAGCAUGGAGCGGCUGCUGUUGUCUGUCUGCAGCUAACCUGAAGCAGCCUGGAUGGAGAACCGGUGGCCUUUCAUCAUCCACCUGCACUGACUGGAGACACCAGCAGCCUGGUCACCAUGGAGCCUGGCAGAGUUUGGUCCAGAUAUCAGAGGACAGUGCUGCUCACAAUGAUGAUGUUCAAGCUGGGAUUAUUGUGCACAGCAGCAGCAGACAGGUGUUUAUCCUCUCCUUGCAACAAUGGUGCAACAUGUAUCGACCACAGGGGUGAAUAUGUGUGUCUGUGCACCAAAGGACCAGUCUGGUUCAUGGGUAAAAACUGCGACGAACGCUACGAUCCCUGUAUUUUUGCACCUUGCAGCAACUGUACCAGUGAACUUGGGACGGAUCAGUUCACCUGCCAGUGCCCAGAUGGCUUCACAGGGAACAGAUGUGAUCAGGAUGUAGAUGAAUGCCAGAGUGACCCCUGCAGUGGUGUUAAGUCCAACUGUGUGGACAAUGUCAAUGGGUAUUCAUGCCACUGUCUUCUUGGUCUGGGAGGUGACGACUGCCAGGAGAGCGUGGGCACUUGCUCAGAGGAAACAUGUCAGAAUGGUGCUACUUGCCUGGACGUCCCUGACCAGGGCCCUCAGUGCCGAUGUGCUGCUGGAUUCCAGGGGAAUAACUGUGAGGAGAAUAUUGACGAGUGCUGGUCUGACCCCUGCCAAAACGGAGCCAUCUGUAAAGACGGAGUUGAUGGCUAUCAGUGUUUCUGUGUGCCUGGAUUUCAGGGCUAUCAUUGUGACCUCGACAUAAAUGAAUGUGCCUCACAACCCUGUCAGAACAAUGGCACAUGUCUGGAUUUGGUGGAUCACUACAUGUGUGUCUGCACUCCAGGUUUUAAAGGCAUCAACUGUGAGGAGGAGAUCGAUGAGUGUGAGUCUCUUCCCUGUCAGAACGGUGCCACCUGUCAAGACCAUGUUGCUUUGUACUCGUGUGAGUGCAUGGCAGGUUUCCAGGGCCAGGAUUGCGAGGUCAACAUUGAUGAAUGUGCCAGCAUGCCUUGUCUGAACGGGGGCAAGUGCAAUGAUAGGGUCAACAGUUAUCAGUGUGACUGUGACGGGACGGGCUUCACCGGGGACCACUGUGAAAACGACAUCCUGGAAUGUGCAUCUGAUCCCUGCCAGCAUGGAGCCACAUGCUCAGAGGGAAUCAACCAGUACAUGUGCCUCUGCUGGCCAGGUUAUGAAGGAGAGAACUGCCAGGUGGAUAUAGAUGAGUGUGAACAGCAUCCAUGCGAAAAUGAUGGAGAGUGUUUCCAGCGCUCCAUUCUCCAGAACUAUGGGACGCUUCCUGAACUGACCACAGCCAACUUCAGCUACAACGUAGCAGCUGGCUUCAUUUGUCGCUGCCUGCCAGGAUUUGCAGGAGAUAACUGCUCAGUCGAUGUGGACGAAUGUGAGUCUGCUCCGUGUCAUCAUGGCGGAAGUUGUCAGGAUCAGAUCAACUCCUUUCGAUGUGUGUGUCCAGAGGGCUUCACGGGUGUUCUCUGCGAGGUUGACAUCAAUGAGUGUGACAGCAAUCCCUGCCAGAAUGGCGCCACGUGUGAGGAUGCUGCCAACUCCUACAGGUGUCACUGCCCCAUGACAGAGCGGGGUCAGGAACCCUGGGGGGGGCGUGACUGUGACGUAAAGCUGCUCGGCUGCCGGCAGCACCAGUGUCAGCAUGGGGCGACUUGCGUCCCCAUAUUAAACGUUGCCGGAGAUCACAGUUACAUCUGCAUGUGCUCCCCUGGCUGGGGUGGAGAACGCUGCAACACCCUGACCACCUUCUCCUUCAACAUAGAGGGCUAUGUUCUCAUGCAGCUGCCUGUUUUCAGGAACAAGACGAAACGAGAGGCUGUCGAAAAAAUCCAAGCACUCCACAUGCAGCUUCGUUUCAGGAGUACUCUACCCAACAUGCUGCUGUACUACCGGGGCACCAUGGAGCGUUUUCUCUCCCUGGAGCUUGUUGACGGCACUCUACAGGCUACGCUGAGCUCAGGGAAGGUACUGAAGGUGGUUCACCCCAUCCCGGUCAAUGAUGGAGAAUGGCAUCAGGUGACUGUAACGAUGGAUGAUGGGUUGGUUCUGACUGUGACAGGACCUAGUUGUAAGGAAGAAUGCCAAGUGAGGAAUGAAGGUCACAACCAUCUGAUUUUCCUCCAGCCUAGAUUUUUCCAACAGCUCUAUAUAGGAGGAAUUCCUCAGAAUUACUCCUCUCACUUAUCCAGUGAGAAAGGAUUCAUUGGCUGUAUGGAAGACCUUAAAGUUGACCACACACUGCUGCUACCUCAGGACCUCAUCAGGGAGGAAAACAAGGGCUUGGAACUCGGAUGUUCCAAAAGGGACUGGUGCUCUGAGGGCGUCUGCUCGGACCGAGGACAGUGUGUGGACAUGUGGGUUCGUGCAAACUGUGUGUGUCAUCGGCCAUAUUAUGGCAGCCGCUGUGAAAAAGAAUACCAGUCAUUGACCUUUGGCUAUGAGAACACCAGCAGCUACUCUUUUAUCAACAUUUCAAACAGCCAUGGAGAAAACUUCACCAUUUCCUUUUUAAUGCGAUCCCUAAAACACAGCGGCCUGCUCCUGCAGUUCCACCGAGAGGGAAAGUCCUAUCUGACGGUCUAUCUGAAGGAAAGCACUGUUGCCAUCUACAGUCCUCACACAACUCUGCUGUCUGAGGCUAAGCAAGUCACUGAUGGAAAGAACCAUUUAGUGACCAUAAAGAUUAUCAAUGGCCAUGUGGUUUUUCCUAAAGCGGGGAACCACCGUGCCUUAGGCAACCUGAGCGUAGAAGCAGGAGAUGUGGCAUUUGUUGGAGGGCUCCCUGCAGGCAGGAACAUGAAUGCCUGGGGUGGAAACUUCAAGGGCUGCCUUCAGGACAUCCGGCUGGAUGACAAACAAAUGAGUCCUGGGGAUCAUCUGGAGGGUUUGGAGCUUUACCAGUUCACCACGGUGAAUGUGCUGCCAGGCUGUCACAGUGACGACACAUGUAAGGAUAACCCCUGUUUAAAUAACGGACAAUGUCAGGUCACUUGGAAUGACUUCACGUGUGUGUGCCCCAGUAACUUCUCGGGCCGGCUCUGUGAAACCCGCCUGUGGUGCAUUGAGAAGCCAUGUUUUGAGGGAGCAAUCUGUGUGGGUCUAACAGAUGGUUACGAAUGUUUGACAGAAGCUGUGUUUCAGGACAAUUCUCUUCAGUUUGUUGCCAAUGGCUCCCUGCUGAACCCUGUGACCAACAUCACCAUGGCCAUACGGACAAGGGACGAAAAUGGGAUCUUGUUGCGUUCUGAAGGCAGAGAAGAGGUUUUUUGUUUGGGUUUAUUAAACUCCAGCCUGCUGGUCAAGCUGGAUAGUGGGCCAGGUGAAGAACUGCUGGCCUUCAUGAGUGACAGGACCAUUGCAGACGGGGCAUGGCACCAGAUCCAGCUCAGUAUGGUCAACCCUCUCUUUCCAGUGUCUCGUUGGCACCUCACAGUGGAUGGGCAGAAAGCUGGUGGCAGCUUUGGCGUUGGAGGAUAUCUCAACUUCAUGAAUAACAGCAAAGUUUGGCUGGCAGAAAACUACACUGGUUGUUUACGGGAAGUGAGAAUAGGUGGUGUCUAUCUGCCUCUUCAAAAGGUACCAGAUGCCCCUCAGCGAAGCCAGUUCUCCAUGAUCAGUGGACUUCAGCCAAUCAUUGGAUGUCAAGGUGCACCAGUUUGUGAAUCCCAGCCCUGCCUUAACCAGGGACUCUGUCAGGACCAGUUUAACGAGUUUAACUGCAGCUGUAGCCCUGGAUGGGAAGGCAACCUGUGUGAGAAGGAGAUAAACGAGUGCUCUUCAGCUCCCUGUGUCUAUGGUUCCUGUACAGACCUCAUGGCAGACUACCAGUGUACAUGUGAUCCUGGAUAUGAUGGGAUCAACUGCCAGAAUGAAGUGGAUAACUGUCUGGAGUUCAGCUGUAUUAACGGAGGAGUCUGUGAAGAAAUUACUGGCGCUCAUUCAUGUUCAUGUCCUCCUGGGUACAAAGGCACGCGCUGCCAAUGGCGUUUCCCUCCAGUAGCUUGUGAUGCAAGCAAGGAUUGUCUCAAUGGUGGGGUCUGCAUAGGAGGCAACUGCACCUGCAAACCUGGAUACACUGGCGUCAGGUGCGAGACGGAAAUAGAUGAAUGCGAGUCCAGUCCGUGUCAAAAUGGAGCCACCUGUCUGAACCGACUCAACCACUUCCAGUGUGUUUGUGUCCCAGGCUUCAGUGGCAAGCUGUGUGAGAGCAAUAAAGGAGAGCAUAAGGAAAGAGUUCCCUGGCUGGCAGUCACCAUCCCCCUGACCACCCUGUGUGUGCUGUUAGCCAUCCUGACUGUGUUUUUCCUGAUCAUGACAGCAAGGAAGAAGCGGCAGUCGGAGGGUACGUACAGCCCCAGCUGUCAGGAGGUGGCCGGUGCCAGGCUGGAAAUGGGCAGUGUGCUCAAAGUGCCACCAGAGGAGAGGCUGAUCUAAAGCCUUACAUUCCCACCUCGCUAUCUUACAUCCAAAGGAUGCAUAUCAAGCCCAGGAAAAUAUUUAGCAGUAUCAUACUGCUUUAACAACAAAUAAGAGACAGUGGAAGAUGUCAUAAACUGCCUGGAGUAACUAGUGACACUGGAUUCGUCAUUAAAUGGUUAACAAAGGAAAAACCUUUUUCUGCUGAUUCCAACGAUGACAAAGAAGAAUGAGGAAUGUGGCUGUUGAGGGGAAAUAAGUUUCUCCAUGUAUUUUACAUAAUGUGAAAUUUGCACAACAGUCUAUUUAACUGACAAGUCCUGGCAGCUUUUUUUGACAAGCAAAAUCAUUUUAAACUUUUUAACUAUUUUCUUGUACCCAGCCAACUCAUCCUUCUUUUCUUUUUUUUCCAGAUGAGAUAUUUUGCCUAAAGCUUUGAGGAUAAAAUCAUUCUGUGCGAAUGAUUUUACAGUGCAUGUGGUAGAACUUUGCCUCACAAUUGAAAUAUCUUUCCAAGCCUGAAUGGACGUCCACCCAGGCUUGGAAAGACAAAGUCUUACUGCGGCAUGUAGGGAUGUCCCAAUCAUUUAAGAACAGGUGUCAGCCCAGGCCCCAUCUGGUUAAAAUAACUAGAUGGAUUUACUCUGUGAUGCUCUAACACAGGUUAACAAUGUAAAACGAAGUGACAACCUGGAAAUGUAAAGUUAUAUAUGCGUACAUCUAAAUAACGUACAUUGAAGACAUGCAUCUGUCUUCAAUAAACUCAGUUCAGUGGAGUGCGUUGCUGCAAUGGUUGGCUAACAUUAGCAUCGUUGGUCACUGUUAUCACUCUAUAAAUUAGUUCACAGUGCAUUUUGUUGCAGUUUCAGUCAAUAGAGAUAAUUCAGAAUACACUUCUCCUGCUUCAGAAACUGCAGACAGGUGUUUCUGUCUCCAGCACUGAAACUUUCCUGAACUUAGCACACGAAGAAGAUCACAUGACACAAAAUGGGCAAAAAGCAUCAAAAGAUAUUUAGAUUCUAAGCAUUUUCUCCCCCAAAAUUACACAGAAACCAUAAUACAGAAUUAAGAGACUCAAGAAAAUCUGCAGUGAUAAUCAAAAAAGUUACUAUGCAGAAUGCAACUAAGGCGAAAUGACAGGCAAACAAACACCAGGCACACUGAACAUGUGAAAAGGAUCCUGAGGCGAAACCUGGGAUUGGACUGGGACAUCGUCAGCUGUAUUAUUUAUUUAGUAAACACUGUAGGGCUCAAUAGGCUAACUGUGCUACCUAUUAUUCUUAUUCUACUUACUUUGAGUAUUUGUCCUCAUUUUUGUGUUUUGGGUUAUAUGUUCGUCUAAACUGCUCAAGUUGAAGUCACUGAACCUUUUUUCUAUAUUUUCAUAUUUGAAGUAUUUAUUUAAAAAUGCUGUUGCUGUGGUCAGUGUGUCAGAAAAAGCUCCAAAAGGGGAUAUUAAGUUUAAUCAAAUUAUAGUUGUCUACGUUUGUGUGUUCAACAAUUUGAUGUGCGAACAUUGUUCAUGACGACUUCACAAUAGGGAAACAACUGGCAUGGCCUUGUCCAGAGAAGAAAAACAUAUCUACUGUUGAUUAGGCAUAAAACACUCUUAUUAAUUGCAAAUAGGCUGCUUAUGUAGGAAAAAUAAUCUGCUUUAAUAAAGAAUAAUUGUUGUGGUGUGGUAAUGCCAUGACGAACUAAACCACAUUACUAAAUGUAAUGACAGUGGACACUUUGAAGCGUGCCUCUGACAAAACAAUCCAUUUAAAGAACCAGACAGCCUUCCACUGCAUGAGAGGAAUGUGAUCAGGAAGCUGUUACAAAACACAGAUCUGAGAAAAGGCAGCGGUGUGGGGGAUGCAACAGGGCUCAGUCUUAGUUCUAAUCUUCCUUACAGUGAACUGGGAAACCUGGGUUUGGAGAACCAGCUAGGAAUAUGAUCAAUGUCAAAACAUGCUGGACUGCCAUACAGACUGAACAAAUAUUUUAUAUGGUAAUUUUGCACCUUGUCACUUUGAAAUCUGACAGAUGAUUUAUGCGUUAUUGCUUUCAUCCGAUCCAUAAAAAUACAACAACAACAGGUAAGGUGAAGAAAAACAACUUCAUAAGUAGCUUGUGGCUUAUUAAAAAUGCAGCAGGAAGAUAUCCUGCUUCAGUCACUGGGAGGUUUGUUGAACUUUCAUUUUGCAAGGGCUUAAAAUUGUAGCCAAACUUUGGCGGGUUAAUUGGUUGAAAAAUGUGUGAAAAGCUACACUUUUCUAUUAAAAACAGAUGAAAUGUAUUUCCUAAUACUGCUGAAUUAGGAAAUACUUUAGCUGUUGAGACCUGGCUUUGAUUUGGUCCUGCUCAUAGCAUUGGUUUGUUUGUUCAAACUGAGGACAAACUGACCGCUGCCUCCUCCAGGUCAGAUACUGACUACUUUUAAUACUUUACAUUUCUAAAAAAAGAAAAAAAAGUCUCAUAAUGUUCUCUUUACUUUUUGACAGGCAUUGUAUUAGUACAAGAUGAAUUAUGUUAGCUACUUGGGAAUAUUAAUGAUUCCAACAUGCUCCUGUACGUCUCUGUACCCAGAAAAACCCAAAAACUUGCUUGCCUUUUCCUUCUGUUCUCUGGUGCUGCUAAUUUCUCAAAAUCAUUCAAAGAGUUGCUUUUGCAAUACUGAAAGGUGCUUAUCUGACAUCAAGUCAGUCUAACACACUACCCUCAUCUUAUGUCAUGGAUAAUUAGUUUCUGCAGAAGAAGUUCCUUAUAAAAUGAUGGAAAAACAAACGGCAGAAUUAUGUGUGACAGGAUGAAGUAAGAGCAGCACUGUGGCUGGUGAACCCAGGUGUUAACAAAGCAAUCUAAAGGCACUGGACUUUGUUUUAUCAUACAAACGUCUAGUUUUUGAAGUUGUUCAUGUAAAUGGUGUUUUACAUGAAUUAAAUGUGACAUAAGAUGACUGCAUAUGGGAGUAGUUUUAGACAGAAUGAAGCAAAAUGCCAAAAGUCUGGUUAAAAAGAGAAAAUGCUGUUGAAUCUACACAUGAAAGGAUAUGUUGCUGGUUUUUUUACAUUUCCUGUUCAAUCCGUCUUUUGCAAAAGGGAAGAUGGUUGGAAUUGAGGUGUUUAAUGUAUUUUUUAUGUCUAGAUGAUUUCUUUCUACAAAGUAAAUACUGUAUGUAUUCAUGUAAUAUAUGUACAGUCAGGCCAAACUGUAUUUUGUUGCUGAGUUUUUUCUCUAUCACUCAGUUUCUUUUUAACAUUGCUGAGCAUCUAUAACUCCCAUAAUCUAUGGUUGCAUAUUAGUUUUUAUAGUUGCGGUUUAACUGUGGAAAAUCAUCAGGAGGUGUUGCAUUUUAACCGGAUCAGGCAAACAGCAAUCAGAAGCCAAAAAGGGAAUACAGAGAAACAAACUUCAAAUUAUUAUUAAUGUCAAAUUUUGAGAGUAAUUUGCUAUUUAUUACUGGCAUAAAUCUGUGUUUGCUUAUUUUGCAAAAGUAAUUGUUAGGCUAAUUUUAUCAAGUCAACUGAUGUCUACAAAUCUCAAUCCUGUACUGAUGAAAUAACAAUAUAAAAUUUGAAAAUAGGAAAACAUAUAUGUUCAUGGUGCAACACUGAUAUGUGCCUUGAUGUUUUCUGAAUCCAUGACACUGAUGUGUCCCAUGAUGCUGUAUGGAUGCUCUGUGUUUAGAUUGACUGGCAGACUGAAGAAGACUUAGCACUCCUAAGAUCUUACAAUAUUGACAACAUGUUAUUUUACACUGUUAUUCAAAAGGUAAAUGCAUGUAUUUUCAGAAUGGUUGUGAUCAAGCACUGAAUCAUUUAAACUUGUAAUAUGCUCAGCUUUGGUAAAAAUGAAGUUUCUAUGAAACAGUUCCUACUAGUUUCACUUUUAUGUGAUAGAGGAAAUAAUAGUUCCCUGAAGCUGUGUAGCCAGAGCCUCCAAUUUCACUGAUUUUAACUCAGCCUACAUGUGUUAAUGUUUCUUUGGCUUUGAAUUUGUAUGUGUUGAUCUGAUGUCAUGCCCAAUGUGUUCAAAGAUGUCCUUCUGGAAGACAACUCUUCAUAUGCACUGACUGAACCUGUCUAUGUGAAGAUGCAUAUGCUUAACAUUGAUAGUUUCUAUAUAUGUUUUAUGUUUGUGUAAAUAGAGCCAUAUGGUUGUCAAGCACAUAUGUGUGUUUUUAUUUGUGUUUUCACAGUUCAAGUAAAAAAAGAAAAAGUGAAUUUAACAAGUACUGAUGCUUUUAUCUUCUAAAAUUGUAAUAAAUGUCACACGUUUAGCUCAGUCAAACAUAACGUGACUUAAGAUAAAUGUCUUUUGGUCCUUAAAAGGACAGAAAACAAGAAUAUGGCACACAACACUUCUGUGCCUUAAGCAUUCUGGGAAUACACCAAAUAUAGAGAACAAAGCUAUUACUCCACAAGAAAAAGAAAGAGGAAUUCAGGACUUGUGGACUUUUGAUAAUGAAUAACAUCAUGAAAAAUGAACAUUAUCCAGAAAUAUACAUGAUCUCAGAAUUUCUUCAAUUUUGGAGCCAGAGUUAGACCGGUAUGUUAGCACAUGGCGUUGACAAAGUUCUGUCAGAAGGAAUGAGCCAAACCUUCAGGAUUUAACUGUGAGAAGCUUGUUGAAGGAAUCAAAAUGUGUGACCCAAGUCAUACAUGUUAAGGGGGAAAUUCUACCAAAUAAUAUGGUAACAUAUGGAAACUUGUUUAUUUGAAGAAAGGUAAAGCAAUUCUCUUAAAAUUGUUGCAUUUAACAAAUAGCAAUGAUUUUGGUAAUGCUAACGGGUAGGGUAGGAAAUGAACUGCAUGAAGUUUUAAAGUGAAGCAGUGCUGCCUUCAGGUAGGUGGAACUUGCCAUCCGACUUUCAUGUCAGCAUUCCAGACUCCUCCACUCCCACGUAAUGGGUUAAGGGAGGAUGAGGGUGAUGCUUGAUCUAUUAGAUGGGCUAUCAGUAGCCAAUCCAAAACCAGCAGACACUCUGGAUGGGAGUCUCAGAUGCACAAAGGAAUGCACUCUUAUAUUAACUGAGUGGGACAGAAAUAGGAUGUGGUGUGGUAGAGGGGAUGUAUUUUGAGAAGAACACAGUGGGAAAAAAAGAAAACUUAUAACGGUGUCAAAAGUGCAUCUAAUUCUCUUAACUCUGUAAGUGUUGGAAAAGUGAGUUCAAUUUUGUCUGGUUGUACAUUUGGUAUCCUUUCUUUUGAUCAAACUUUACCCUGUCAACCACUUGGAUAAAAAUGUCUUUUUCCUAUCA
Molecule: messenger RNA, 9745 nt
Organism: Xiphophorus hellerii (green swordtail)
Lineage: Eukaryota; Metazoa; Chordata; Actinopteri; Cyprinodontiformes; Poeciliidae
Product: protein crumbs homolog 2
Exons: 13
Coding region: 142-4518 (1458 amino acids)
Biological process (GO): Notch signaling pathway
Molecular function (GO): calcium ion binding; Notch binding
Source: RefSeq, a predicted model, not a curated record